ACAGGUACCAUUUCUGCUACUCAAUCAACCAAAACAUCGGAAGGAAUAGCCUUUUUUUAAUGUUUUUGAGUAGAGAUUUUCAAUUUCUUCAGCAAUGUUUAAUGCAUUUUUCAAGAAACUAGUUCCACUAGGUAGGAUUGAGAGAGAUCCAUUCAUCCAAUUGAGUUUUUUUCGAUUCAAAAGUUCACUUAUCAGCAGACGCUCAGUGCCAGAAGACGCCCAACACCCCUCUUUCACUGUUUCUUACCUCAUAGACUCCUGUGGGUUGUCACCGGCAACUGCCCUCUCUGUCUCCAAGAAUCUGAGUUUUCAGAACCCAGAUAGGCCGAACUCAGUCCUCACUUUCUUCAGAAACCAUGGAUUUACCCAAACGCACAUCUCCAUGGUCGUCCGGAGGCGCCCAACCGUACUUUUAUCUAAUCCUGAGAAAACCCUUUUGCCUAAACUUGAGUUUUUCCUUUCUGUCGGGGCUUCAGGAGCUGACCUUGCGCAGAUCUUUUCCAAAAAUCCAGUACUCUUUUUAUGCAGUGUAGAGAACAAGCUUAUCCCUUAUUAUAAUUUCCUGAAGAAUGUGGUUCUCCUCAGUGAUGAAGAAAUCCUUCGAGCUGUGAAGCGCUCUCAACGGUUGUUUAGAACGAAUUUGCUAAAAGAGAUUGGUCCCAAUAUUUCAGUCUUGAGAGAAUUUGGAAUACCUCAGUCCUUUGUUUCAGCACUGGUAUCUUGUGCACCCAAUAUGUUGCUCUUUAGUCCAGACAAGUUCCAUAUCAUGUUAAAGGAGGUUAUCAAUUUGGGAUUCAGUGCUAAGAAAUCAAACUUUAUCAAUGCAAUGAAUUAUUUUUUUACAAUGAGCAAAUCAACUCGUGAACGUAAAUUGGAGGUUUAUAGGAGGUGGGGUUGGUCUGAGGAUGAGAUCCAAUCUGUUUUCAGAAGGUAUCCUUUAUGCAUGAUUACAUCUGAGAAGAAAAUUGAGUCUGUGAUGGAUUUCCUUGUCAAUAAAAUGGGUUGGCAGUCUUCUGCUGUUGCAAGAUGCCCGGUGGUUCUCAGUUAUAGUUUAGAGAAUAGAAUUGUUCCAAGGUGUUUGGUCAUUACAAUUCUGCAGUUGAAGGGCUUUAUAAAGAAGGAUUUGUCUUUGGCCACCUUUACAGUUCUCUCUGAUAAGAAGUUCUUAGCUGAGUUCGUGAGAAAGUAUCAGAACAAUGUUCCUGAGCUGUUGAAUGUUUAUCAUGGGAAAAUUGGUCUUCCAAGGCUGGGAUUUGGUGCUGGGGAUAUAUGUCAGUUAAGGCAGUUGUAGCUUGUCAACUUUUGGAAGCCAAAGUAUCCUCAAAUAUUUGUUUGCUGGUGUCAAAUUUCAUUGCUUCAAUGUUUUCAAACUGUUUUACUGCAACAGUAUAAUUACAGCAAAGCUGAAUGAGUGAAAGUCAAUUGCCUUCA
This is a messenger RNA of Malania oleifera, 1431 nucleotides long. Its product is annotated as transcription termination factor MTERF8, chloroplastic-like. Gene Ontology annotation, cellular component: chloroplast. The coding region runs from base 95 to 1291 and encodes 398 amino acids. Lineage: Eukaryota; Viridiplantae; Streptophyta; Magnoliopsida; Santalales; Ximeniaceae. The record is from RefSeq and is a predicted model, not a curated record. The transcript has a single exon. Gene Ontology annotation, molecular function: double-stranded DNA binding. Gene Ontology annotation, biological process: chloroplast organization; regulation of DNA-templated transcription.